ACCAGAGAGCACUGAAUCGGAUAGGGUUCCUCAAGAACACCAGCGAAUCCGCCGAAGCCAGCUAAUUCAACAAUGGCAGCCGAACUUGGUCAUGGGAAUUGUCUUUCAUGGGCAGCAAGAAAUGUGACUGGAACCCUUUCACCCUAUAGAUUUGACCGCAGAUCUGUUGGAGCAGAUGACAUUUCUUUGAAGAUAAAAUAUUGUGGAGUUUGUUUUGCUGAUGUUGUUUGGACAAGAAAUAAACAUGGUGAUUCGAUGUACCCAUUGGUGCCUGGGCAUGAGAUUGUUGGAGUUGUCACAGCAACUGGUUCCAAUGUUAAAGGCUUCAAGGUUGGUGACCAUAUUGGGGUGGGGACGUAUGUAAAUUCAUGCAGAAACUGCGAGUAUUGUGAUGAUUUUCUAGAGGUCUUUUGUUCCAAGGGACCAACCCUUACUUUCAAUGGACUUGAUUCAGAUGGAACAGUCACAAAGGGGGGAUAUUCCAGCUUCAUUGUUGUUCAUGAAAGGUACUGCUAUAAGAUACCUGAUGGCUAUCCUUUGGAUAAGGCUGCACCUUUGCUAUGUGCAGGUAUCACAGUAUACAGUCCCAUGAUGCGUCAUAAGAUGAACCAGCCUGGUAAAUCACUUGGCGUGAUAGGGCUCGGUGGCCUCGGACAUAUGGCUGUAAUGUUUGGCAAAGCUUUUGGUUUGAAAGUUACUGUUUUCAGUACUAGUGAAUCCAAGAAAGAGGAAGCCCUGAAUCUCCUCAGAGCCGACAACUUUGUGAUCUCAUCAGACAAGCAGCAGAUGAUGUCUUUGAUGAAGUCAUUGGAUUACAUCAUCGACACUGCUUCCGGAGAUCACCCUUUUGAUCCAUACAUGUCUCUCUUGAAAGUUGGUGGGGUUCUGGUCCUGGUAGGCUUCCCAAGUGAAGUCCGACUACUUCCUAUAAGCCUCAACAUGGGUGCAAAAAGCGUAUCUGGGAGCAUGACAGGCGGCACCAAAGAGACACAGGAGAUGUUGAACUUUUGUGCAACAAAUCAAAUAUACCCUGAGGUCGAAGUUAUUAACAUUCAGUACAUAAAUGAGGCUCUCGAGAGGCUCAUUAAAAGGGAUGUGAAGUAUCGCUUCGUGAUCGAUAUCGCAAACUCUCUCGAUUAGAUGUAGAAUUAACUAUUGUGUUGGGAUGAGAGGGAUUAUUUAAGUGAUUGCAAAUGUAAAAAAGAAUUUUUUCAAAAGUAAAAAAUAUUUAUAUCUUGUGUUCCUUAUCUUACUUAAGUUUGAGGGAAACGAUGA
Molecule: messenger RNA, 1275 nt
Organism: Musa acuminata subsp. malaccensis (wild Malaysian banana)
Lineage: Eukaryota; Viridiplantae; Streptophyta; Magnoliopsida; Zingiberales; Musaceae
Product: probable cinnamyl alcohol dehydrogenase 1
Molecular function (GO): oxidoreductase activity, acting on the CH-OH group of donors, NAD or NADP as acceptor; zinc ion binding
Source: RefSeq, a predicted model, not a curated record